This is a messenger RNA of Rhinocladiella mackenziei CBS 650.93, 1749 nucleotides long. RefSeq lists its product as uncharacterized. Gene Ontology annotation, biological process: transmembrane transport. Gene Ontology annotation, cellular component: membrane. The record is from RefSeq and is a predicted model, not a curated record. Bases 1 to 1749 code for a protein of 582 amino acids. Gene Ontology annotation, molecular function: transmembrane transporter activity. The transcript has 3 exons. Lineage: Eukaryota; Fungi; Ascomycota; Eurotiomycetes; Chaetothyriales; Herpotrichiellaceae.
AUGGACCAAGAACAGAUCUUCGCCGCGGAGGCUCAAGAGGAAGCGAUCUUACACCAGGAUCUAUCCAUUGAUUCGGGUAUUGGUACACAGUUCCGUGUUGGGGACGACGAUGAGUUGGACGACGAGAACAGCCCCUUGAUGAGCCCCCGUCGUCGUCGCCCACCAAGGACAACCGAAGCGAGAAGCAGAUCGAGCUAUGAAAGAGCCAUCAAUGAACCGUGGAACGGUGCCAAUACAUCAUCCGGUCAACCCUGGCAUAAGAGACCUUCGAUUUUCUGGCUCCUUCCUGCCUUUUUCCCAUUCUGUCUCGCUUUUGGCGGCGUCAUUGUCCCCAAGACCUAUCUUAUUCUCGAACUGAUCUGCGAAAAAUAUUUGUCGGAUCAAGCCAAAAAUGAUUCCAAUUUCAAGUAUCUGCCUUCCCAACUCAGUCCGGAGAAACCCGAAUGCAGGGACGCUCAUGUGCAGUCUCUCGUGGCCAACUUCAAUUUAUAUUACAAUCUCUUGUCGGGAGGGUUUUCCGCAAUUGUAUCGCCUCAAUUGGGUUCACUCUCGGAUCGCAUUGGCCGGAAGAAAAUCAUCAUCUUCACCUCUUUGGGUGCUCUCAGUGCUGAGGUUAUUACUAUCAUCGUCGGCAGAAAUCCCGGCCAGGUCUCUGUCUACUGGAUUCUCCUGGGGGGGCUUCUUGAUGGCAUUUGCGGCUCUUUCACGACAGCCAUGGCAUUGGCGUUUUCAUAUGCAUCAGAUUGCACGGCCCCAGAGCGCAGGAAUGUCGCUUUUGGUUAUCUCCACGGAACCCUCUUCCUUGGAGUCGCGCUGGGACCAAUCCUAGCAGGCCGUCUCAUCGACCUUACUGGAACAGUUAUGAUUGCAUUUUAUGUUGCGUUCGGGUGCCAUAUCUUUUUCAUCUUGUUCAUUAUCGUUGCUGUCCCGGAGUCUUUGUCCAAAGAGCGACAAUUACUAGCAAGAGAAAAACGACAUAUUGCAAAGGCUGAGGCACCGGAAAAGGACUGGAUUACAUCAUUGAGGAAUUACAACCUGUUUGAGCCUCUCUGGGUGCUUCGACCGACGGGGGAGGGAUCCAGCCCUACGCUCCGAAGGAAUUUAGUUCUCCUCGCUGCCAUAGACACCAUGAUGUUUGGUGUGGCUAUGGGAACCAUGCAGAUCAUCAUCAUUUAUGCCGAAUAUCGAUUUGGCUGGACGGCCGUCAACGCGAGCAUGUAUCUUUCCGCGGUCAACAUCUGUCGAGUCCUGGGUUUAGCUGUGCUCCUACCUAUCCUUACAAGAGUGUUCCGCGGUCCAGCGCAACGGCGUUCGGCCGGACACAAGGGCUCAGACAUGCUUGACAUCAACAUCAUUCGCGGCGCAAUUCUGUUCGACCUCUUUGGCUAUAUCGGGUACGCAAUCUCUCCGACCGGCGCGAUCAUGUUCAUUUCUGGCAUGGUUGCAUCCCUUGGUGGAAUUGGCUCACCUACUCUACAAUCCUCCCUCACCAAGCAUAUUCCCGCCGAUCGAACCGGCCAAGUUCUCGGUGCGUCAGGACUAUUGCAUGCUUUAGCGCGUGUUGUUGCUCCCACUGUCUUCAACCCUAUCUACAGUCAUACCGUGGGAAUCUACGCAGGCACUGUUUUCCUUUGCUUGGGCUCAAUCUUUAUUGUUGUCUUUGUUCUCAGCUGGUUUUUGAAGCCGCAUGUAUAUCUCACUGACCCCUCGGUAAAUCUUGGAGAGGAUGACAGGAAUACUGAUGAAUAG